CGAGUGGUUGUGCUCAAGAGUCAAAUGGAAUAAGGAAGCCAGGCCACCAGUCAUGCGCUGAGCGGUAUAUUAUCAUGACUGCCUGCCAAAGUCUUACAUGUUUCUGGGGUGAAGGCGCAUCAGGUGUCUUCUGCCCGUGAAGGAUCAUUGCUUGGGCGCAUCAUGGCAUUGCCAUCUCCGAGACUCUGACUGCUUCGAGGUCGCAUCGCAAUGCAACUGGUCCAACGCAACGCAACGUCCUUACGGAGAGUCCAGUAUCAGCUUGACUCUACUGGAAAUGCAAUAACGAAACCGCACCAGGCACGACCUCCGCCAAGACAACAGCGCGCCGGUGAAAAUUGCCAUCUGCAGCAGGCUACCGAGUGACUCUCACAACGCUCAGCACCAUGGAGAUAUCGUUGACGACGCAGAGUGUUAUGCCGCAGCGUACAGGAAUGUAUAGAUGGGAAGUCUUGCAGCGUGAUACCAGCGCGUAAUGCGUGGAUGCCGAACAGGCCACCACAGACCAUGACAUCGAUCGCAUUCGGCAUGCAGCAUUAUCACACGCGGAAGGCAUUGAUGCUUGAUCAUGUCCAGUGCGCUGGAAACAGCAGCUCCUUCAUGUUUGAUUGGAGCUGGCAUGCGUCACGCUAAGCGAUGUUCGAAUUUCUGGCGGUGCCGAUGUCCUCCACCUUAGCAUGGGCGAGCACCGCAUGGAUUUGCGAAUGCCCAUUCAACCUGGCAGCUCGCAGGUCAUGGAUCGUGGCAUGGAGUCAUCAUGGAGAAUCGGAACGCAAUGUUAUGUCUGCCAUAGAUUUUCCAUGUGGCUGCUGGAGAGUCGGUGCUCUCCUCGAACUGGUCACGUCACUGAUUCCUGGCGAUCGUUAUGAACUGUGAGGACGCAGCCACAGGUCGUUCUCCUCGCGUGUAAGCAGCGCUUAUAGACAAAGAGCAGAGAAGCAAAGCCCUGUUUCCUG
Pseudocercospora fijiensis CIRAD86 is the source of this 956-nucleotide messenger RNA. RefSeq lists its product as uncharacterized. NCBI's taxonomy places the organism in Eukaryota, Fungi, Ascomycota, Dothideomycetes, Mycosphaerellales, Mycosphaerellaceae. Bases 211 to 366 code for a protein of 51 amino acids. The transcript has a single exon. The record is from RefSeq and is a predicted model, not a curated record.